AUGGUGCUCGCUAUCACAGCAGCUAAGGUAAAACUGGCCCUCUUCGACGUUGCCGAGGAUAAAGCCGCUGGUCUUGAUGGUUACACCUCAGGCUUCUACAAAGCAGCUUGGCCUAUUAUGGGCUAUAAUCAGCAGCGGCUACCACCUCGAUGUGCUCUCAAGGUGGAUAUCCGUAAGGCAUAUGAUACAAUUAAUGGGGAUAUCUUUCUUGUAACACUUCAAUUGUUUGGAUUUUUGAAUAAGUUCAUAAGCUCGAUUGAAGAGUGUGUUACUACACCUUUGUUCUUUAUUGGGAUAAAUGAAACUCCUCAUGGAUUCUUUGUUGGACCCAGGGGCCUUCGGCAGGGUGAUCGAAUGUCACCAUAUUUAUUUUUCCUGAUUGUCGAAGUUUUGAACCUCAUCUUGCAGCAAUUGAUAGAUCAGGACAUGAACUUUGCAUUUCACUGGAAGUGUGCACCACUUCGCCUAGUUCAGCUUGGAUUUGCGGAUGGCUUACUAUUGGUUUCAUGA
This is a messenger RNA of Sesamum indicum (sesame), 510 nucleotides long. The record is from RefSeq and is a predicted model, not a curated record. NCBI's taxonomy places the organism in Eukaryota, Viridiplantae, Streptophyta, Magnoliopsida, Lamiales, Pedaliaceae.